Aspergillus oryzae RIB40 is the source of this 333-nucleotide messenger RNA. RefSeq lists its product as uncharacterized. The transcript is spliced from 3 exons. Bases 1 to 333 code for a protein of 110 amino acids. The record is from RefSeq and is a predicted model, not a curated record. NCBI's taxonomy places the organism in Eukaryota, Fungi, Ascomycota, Eurotiomycetes, Eurotiales, Aspergillaceae.
AUGGAAGCGACCAGAUUGCAACCCUUUCUUUUCACUUCAUCUCUGUGGGGAAACAAUGCCUGGACCACACCUGUUUCAGACAAACAUACACAUACCAACCAACAGGAUCGUAAUUUUCGAUCCCGGGAAGUGCCUCUGGAAAGGGAAUCUUCCCUUGAGUCCUCAAAGCUCCAUCUCAUGUUCAUCUAUCCCAAACGAGUGAUCGUGCAAAUCCAGGCGGUAGUCGGCAGAGCGCUGCCCGUGCGCGAACCAUCCUCUCCCCCAAUCAAACGUUCUAUGGCAUCUCGCCGAAAGCUGUCUCAAGGGCUGGGCCUCUUGGACAUGUAUACUUAG